Melanaphis sacchari is the source of this 1949-nucleotide messenger RNA. It is a transcript of the gene Atf3, whose product is annotated as activating transcription factor 3. The transcript has 4 exons. Gene Ontology annotation, cellular component: nucleus. Gene Ontology annotation, biological process: regulation of transcription by RNA polymerase II. Gene Ontology annotation, molecular function: RNA polymerase II cis-regulatory region sequence-specific DNA binding; DNA-binding transcription factor activity, RNA polymerase II-specific. The record is from RefSeq and is a predicted model, not a curated record. NCBI's taxonomy places the organism in Eukaryota, Metazoa, Arthropoda, Insecta, Hemiptera, Aphididae. The coding region runs from base 294 to 1520 and encodes 408 amino acids.
GUUCCGCGAUGGUCGCGAGACGACGUGCGUAUAAUUGUGCGAUUGUGACUCCUGUCUAUGCUGCAUCCGUUGUUUGUACGAUUCCGAUUACCCAACGUCACGAUUAUUGUCGUCGUUAUCGCAGUGGUGCCCGAUCGACUUAAGUUCGAAACCGUAUUCGGAUCAUACCAAGCAUACCAGUCACCCUGCUAUAUAAAUAGGAUACUACCCGCAUUCCUUUGUUAUUAUCACCACUAUCUAUAAACGCCGUACAGCGUUAUUAAGCACUGUAUUUGUUUACUAUUUUCGCUAUCAUGUCUUACUCGGUUACCGGAAGCAGUGGUGGCGGUCCAGCUGCAGUCGCUGCGUUACAACCACAUAGCUGUUCGAUCCCGAAUACGCCCGAUGUGAUAAACUCGAUCAUGUCCUUGAUGGUGGACCCAUUCCAAAAUUUUUCCAGUACCGGGUCACACGCGUCAGAAGAUUCAUCCGGUUCUAUGUGUUCCCCUGUAUCAACGUGCUCUCCUGUGUCAACGUGCUCUCCCGUGUCAACGUGCUCUCCCGUAUCAACGUGUUUCCCCGUGUCGACGUGUUCCCCGGUAUCACCGACGUCCAAAACGCAGAAUUUCUGCACUAGUCUUAAGAUCAAGGAGGAACUCAAGAUGGCCAUCCAAUCCAAACAGAAGAACGCAGUGAUGGCGACAGUGACAUCGAUGUGCCCCGGCAGAAAUCCGGUGGAGACCAGCGAACCGAACAUUUCCGGUUCGUGUGGAAUGAUCAUUGCGGCGACAGCAUCGGCUGGUUUGGCAGCAUCGUCACCGGGCGGUGGACAUGCGAGAAAGAGGCGGAUCGAUGAGGUGUCACAUGGCGACGACGACGGAGAUGAUGUAUCAUCGCAUGGCGAAGGACUCACGGCCGAAGAUGAAGAACGGAGGAAGCGGCGGCGGGAACGCAACAAAUUUGCGGCGACCAAGUGUCGGUUGAAAAAACGCGAAAAGACUACGAAUCUGAUGCAAGAAUCGAACGUGUUGGAGACGAAAAACUACGACCUCAAAUCACAGAUCCAAGAGCUGGAGACGCAGCGAAACGAACUGAUGAAGAUGCUCUCGGCGCACCCUUGUGCGAAAAGGCUCUCCCACCAACAUCAACAGCAACAACACCACCAGCAUCAAUCACAACACCAGCAACAGCUACAAGAGCAGUAUACGGUGGAAUCAUAUGCAAACGGCCCUUAUCGUCAUCACGGCCGCGUAGCCGUUGACCCACCGGUACUUAAAGACACCAUGUUCAACGGCGGCAGUAGUUACGUCUCGGUUCCAUCGGUGGCCAACCAACCUGCUGACGUGUAUCACCGGCCGACCACUACGACGGCCGCGUCCAUGGCCACUGGCCACUAUCCGAUUGUUGGCGUCGGGGGUGUUGGUAACGUUUACACGUCUUGCGUGGACGAAUUGUUCGAUUACAACAAAGAAUUGAUUUCCGGCGGAGGUGGAGGACCUCCCGACUUAAGUCAUCAGUACUACGACCACGGUAUAUGUUGAUAUUAUAUGUGUAUACCUACCGUUGAUUUUUUUUUCACGCCCACCAACCAAAGUCCGAUUUUUAAACAUCGAAAUAUUAUUAUGUUAGUUUUUUACGGUUGAUUUAAUAAAAUAAAAAAAACAUGUAUACAUUACACGCGUAUGCAAUGAAACAAAGUCUUCGAUAUUAUGUGAUAGUGUUAUAAUACUUUAACGCUGCCACCACCUUCCCGAGCGUGUGAUAGAUUCGGACGAAACAUUUUUACACCGAUAAUAUAUAUUACUUUAUUAUUAUUUUACUGUUAUUAAUAUUCUUAUUUUAUUUUUAUUAUUAUUGAUUACGUGUAAUAGUUACCUAGAUAAAAUAUAUAUGUGAUUACAUGGAAUUAUAAAGUGCUAACAUACGUAUAUUAUAUUAUAUGUGCGUAGGAGUAAAUAUACUAUAUUUUU